This is a messenger RNA of Fulvia fulva, 318 nucleotides long. RefSeq lists its product as uncharacterized. Bases 1 to 318 code for a protein of 105 amino acids. Lineage: Eukaryota; Fungi; Ascomycota; Dothideomycetes; Mycosphaerellales; Mycosphaerellaceae. The transcript has 2 exons. The record is from RefSeq and is a predicted model, not a curated record.
AUGAAGUUACUACUGUUCGGUCUUGCCUCAGCGGCGUUCAUCUGCCACACUACAGCCUGGUCAUUCGCCUUCAGCGAUGAUCCUGGAUGUUCUUUUGCACAUGACGGUGCCUCUGGCGAUGGCAGCAAGUCUUGCGAGAACAUCGAAGCUGGCGACGAUACGGAUCAUGCUCAAGUCGACGACCUAAACGGCUGCAUCGUCACUCUCUACGAGCAGAAUGACUGUCCAGCAGAUGGCGACGGCGAUUUGGAUGCCAUUGACGAGGAUGAUUGCAUAGAGCUCAGCUACGUUCCGAGUCCGUACGAUGUAAGCUGCUGA